This is a messenger RNA of Triticum turgidum subsp. durum (durum wheat), 342 nucleotides long. The record is from the annotation of a GenBank genome assembly. NCBI's taxonomy places the organism in Eukaryota, Viridiplantae, Streptophyta, Magnoliopsida, Poales, Poaceae.
AUGUAUCGACGGAGAACCAUCUGUUUUCUCAUCAUCGUCCUCCUACUCCCGCCCCUGCUAGCUUCCUAUCCAUGUGUGGCCGCCGCACAUGGCCCACCACAUCAUGCUUCAGAUGAGCCCGUCGAUGUAAUUAUGAUGAUGAUGCUAGGUGACGACGCUGGUGCGUGUGGUCAAAUGAAUGGGCUUCAUUGUCAAGGGGGAAAGGUGUCAGGGAUGGGAGUUGCGAGGCACUUGGGACAGAGGAUACCACUGAAGGACCCUCCCUCGCCAAUCCCUAACGAGAACUCGGGGGUGGUGAUUCCCCUGACGCCGCCGCCACCGCCACCGCCGUCGAUCAAUUAA